This is a messenger RNA of Esox lucius (northern pike), 7292 nucleotides long. Its product is annotated as A disintegrin and metalloproteinase with thrombospondin motifs 2-like. Gene Ontology annotation, cellular component: extracellular matrix. Gene Ontology annotation, molecular function: metalloendopeptidase activity. The record is from RefSeq and is a predicted model, not a curated record. The transcript has 23 exons. Gene Ontology annotation, biological process: extracellular matrix organization; proteolysis. The coding region runs from base 186 to 4403 and encodes 1405 amino acids. NCBI's taxonomy places the organism in Eukaryota, Metazoa, Chordata, Actinopteri, Esociformes, Esocidae.
GUGAGAGAGCUAGAGAGAGAGAGCGAGAGAGAGAGGGGGGGGGGGCGCGUUCUCUCCCGGUGCACUUGGCAGUUAGUUGCGGGCUGCUGUGCUGUUGCUGUCGUGGCGGUGUGGCUGGUCGCGGGGAACUUGAGCACACUGGAGCCCGAAGUCCCACUCUCUCACCUGCGCAGUUCGGAGCUGCCAUGGGUCUCGCGCCUGGAUUUACUAUCUUAAUCAUUCUGCCGGCCUUUCUGCAGACAAGCGGCCUAUAUAUCGCCAGUAGCGUAGACUCCCUGCAGCAUGUACUGGGGGAGUAUGGACUGGUGAGGCCUGUGAGCGUGGACGCAGACGGCCGGUUCCUGUCCCAUGUCGUGUCGGCCGGCGCGGUGGGGGCAGGGGCGGGGCAGCACCGUAGGCGCUGGCGGAGGGAGGUCGGAGGAAGAGAGGGAGCGUACGAGGACCAGACGGAGGACAGAGGGCCCCGGCAUGGACAGCUUUACUACAACGUCACCGUCUUCGGCCGGGAGUUCCACCUGCGUCUGCGGCACAACGCGCGACUGGUGGCCCCCGGAGCCAAGAUGGAGUGGCACGACGACGACGACAACGACAGCAACGGAGCAGCCACGCGUUCCGAGCCCCUGUUGGGGGACUGCUUCUACGUGGGUGACGUAACGGACACGCCCGGAGCCACCGUAGCCAUCAGCAACUGUGACGGCCUGGCUGGUAUGAUCAGGACGGAGGAAGAGGAGUUCUUUAUUGAGCCAGUGGAAAGGGGGGAUGGAGUGAUGAGGGAGGAAGAGGGAGAAGGGCGUCAACAUAUCGUCUACCGCUCCACUGCCGUGAAGAAAACCCCCGCCAGUAGCCCCACAGCCGACUACCAUUCCAGAGGUGCUGACCUGGGUGGUCUGAUGGACCUGGAGUCACUGUUUCGUGGUGUGGAGCAGAGCAUCAACCAGACCCGAGCCCAGAGACAACGGAGACACAGUCCAGACAGGGCCUACAACAUCGAGGUCCUCCUGGGAGUGGACGAUUCAGUGGUCCAGUUCCACACCAAGGAGCACGUCCAAAAGUAUCUACUCACACUCAUGAACAUCGUGAAUGAGAUUUACCAUGACAAGUCUCUGGGUGCCAGGAUAAAUGUGGUGCUGGUACGAAUUAUCUUGCUGGGCUAUGGGAAGUCCAUGAGUCUCAUAGAGCUGGGAAAUCCAUCUCAGAGUCUGGAGAAUGUUUGUCGCUGGGCCUUCCUGCAGCAGAAACCGGACACAGGAGAUUCAGAAUACCAUGACCAUGCUAUCUUCCUCACACGACAGGAGUUCGGGCCUACCGGCAUGCAGGGGUAUGCUCCAGUAACGGGGAUGUGUCACCCAGUGAGGAGCUGUACUUUGAACCAUGAGGACGGCUUCUCUUCUGCCUUUGUGGUAGCACACGAGACAGGACAUGUGCUGGGCAUGGAACACGACGGCCAGGGGAAUCGUUGUGGAGACGAGGUGCCCAUGGGGAGCAUUAUGGCCCCGCUGGUGCAAGCUGCCUUCCAUCGGUUUCACUGGUCCCGGUGUAGCCAGCAGGAGCUUGGGCGAUAUUUACAAUCCUAUGACUGCCUCCGGGAUGACCCCUAUGAACACAAAUGGCCUUCCCUGCCAAGUCUUCCUGGUCUGCACUACUCCAUGAACGAACAGUGCCGCUUUGACUUUGGCGUUGGCUACAUGAUGUGCACCGCGCUGCAAAAGGUGGGCCAGACGGGAACACAGUACCGGACAUUUGACCCCUGCAAGCAGCUGUGGUGUAGCCACCCUGACAACCCGUUUUUCUGCAAGACCAAGAAAGGGCCGCCGAUCGACGGCACCAUGUGUGGUGACGGGAAGCACUGCUUCAACGGCCACUGUAUUUGGCUGACCCAUGACAUGAUUAAGCAGGAUGGUGGGUGGGGCGUGUGGAGCCAGUUUGGAUCGUGCACCCGCACCUGCGGAGGAGGGGUGCAGUUCCGGACCCGCGAAUGUGACAACCCCAUGCCUGCUAAUGGAGGUCGUACCUGUCUGGGUUCUAACUACCAGUUCCAGCUGUGUAACAGCCAGGAGUGUGAGGACCUGUACAGUGACUUCAGAGAGGAGCAGUGCCGCAGGCUGGACUCGGAAUUUGAGUUCCAAAGCAGAAUGCACCACUGGUUGCCUUUUGAACACGCUGACCCUUUGAAGCGCUGCCACCUACAUUGCCAGUCCAAGGAGACCAGAGACAAGAUUGACAUGCAGAGGCUGGUCCAAGACGGAACACACUGCUCGUACAAAGACCCGUACAGUGUGUGUGUGCGUGGCGAAUGUGAGAAAGUGGGCUGUGACGGCGCGAUAGGCUCGUCCCUACAGGAGGACAUGUGUGGCGUCUGUGGAGGGGACAACACCAGAUGCAAGAUCAUCGAGAACGACUUCAACCGCAGUGCCAAGAAACAAGGUUACCUCAAAGUAAUUGAAAUCCCUCGAGGGGCAAGACACCUGUUGAUCCAGGAGAUCGACCCAACCCCACACAUCCUAGCCGUGAAGAACCAGGCCUCAGGACAAUUCUUCCUCAAUGCGGAGGGAGAAUUCCCAGAAUCCCGCUCGGUCAUAGAGAAAGGCGUGGAGUGGGAGUACAUAAACAAUGAAAAUGAGAAGGAGACCAUUCAGACCAAAGGGCCGCUCAGACACGGGGUCCUCAUCAUGGUGCGGUCCCAUGGUAAUAACAAGGUGAACCUGUACUAUAAGUACAUCAUCCACAUGGAUCUGCUGUCUACCAUCGAAAGCAACAUGCUUCUGGAUGACACCUCCUUCUACGAGUGGGCACUGAAGAAAUGGUCCUACUGCUCUAAGCCCUGUGGGGGAGGUAAGCAGGUCACCCGAUACGGCUGCCGAAGGAAAGCGGACAGUAAGAUGGUCCACCGCCGCUACUGCGAGAACAUCAAGAAGGACCAUACCAUCAGCCGAAGUUGCAACGUGAAAGAGUGCUCCCAGCCCGUCUGGGAGGCGGGACCAUGGGAGACGUGCAGUAAGACAUGUGGGAAAACCGGCUUCCAGAGUCGGUCUGUUCACUGCGUCCAACCCUUAGAAAACGGCAACAAGCGACCCAUCCACAGCAAGAACUGCAACGACGACCGACCUGAGGCGCGGCGUCCCUGCAACAGAGAGCUCUGCCCCGCACAGUGGAGAGUAGGGCCCUGGUCCCAGUGCACGGUGACCUGUGCCAACGGGACCCAACAGAGGCAGGCGCUGUGUCACACACGUGACAACACCAUCGGUCUGUGUCUGGACAGCAAGCCGGAGACCAUACGCAUCUGUCGCCUGGCGCCCUGUCCCAGAGGCUCGUCGGACCUGAAUAAGAAUGGCAACAUUCUGAUCCAGUGGUUGUCUCGUCCUGACCCAGAUUCACCAUACCAGAGGAACAGCUCACGCAAGCAGCGUUGUCAUGGAGACAGGUCAGUGUUCUGUCGCAUGGAGGUGCUGAUCCGCUAUUGUGCUCUGCCGGGCUACAAGCGCAUGUGCUGCAAGUCCUGCAGCAACGUGCCAGACGCCACCCCGCCCCAGGUCACAGCUCGCCCUCUGCCAAAGAGAAACUCCACCUCUCUUCCAAAGAGGACAAUGAAUAUAGCUUAUACCACGCCACACUCACAGAGCACCUAUUCAACACCCUACCCAUACCCGUACUUCAGCCCUAGCAUAUACACUACAACUCCCAGCAGCCCUUUCCCUGAGUCAACAGUUAACAGCACUUUUAUCAGCAACGUCACCACAGAGACCCCGAUUCACAGUUAUGACAUUGGAGGGGUCGGAACCACUAUUCCCAGCAGCCCAUUUUCCAUGGAUGACUUAAAUCCAUCAGAAACAAGCUUUUAUGAGGAUAUCACAUCACCCAGUGGAACCCUCCCUUACACUGAAGUCACAAUUCCCAGUGGAGAUGAUGUAACAACGGCUAGUGGAAACGUGCCCUAUGACUAUGAUGUCACAAUGCAGAGUGGAACCUUGCCUUAUGAUAAUGACAUAACAGUCAUGACGGUAAUGAUUCCUACCAUCCCCGUCGAUGACGUCACAGAUGUGCCUAGGCCUGAUUGGCCGGAUUCCACAGAGUAUAUAUCUGUGAAGUCGACCGUGUCCACAAUGACCACAACUAUCGAGCCGAUAACAGAGAUAAUUACAGUCCCGCAUCUCACGACAACAAUAACCAAUGAGCCCACGCAAUCACCAAAUCACCCGGUGGAGACCAGCGAGAACAACUCCAUCGACAUUCCCUUCAACCGGAUCAUCAGAGUGGACAACGACAUAUCACAGAACAACCUGAUUCCCAAACGGAGCCGUGUGUUCCUGCAGGAGAGAACAAAGAAUAAACGAAUCCAGGAACUCCUGGAGGAGAAGAGGAACUUUCUGUUGCGGAUGAAGCGGGCACAGAGUGGCCCUUCGUGAUGAAGACUGCCUCAACCUUUGACCCUAGCCCUCCCCUGAUUUCUCUUAUAGAGAUGUACUUAUGUCUGCUUCCAGACUGGAGUUAUUUUUUAACCUUUAACCUGCCUUGGUGCUUUCAAUCAGGCAAUGACUCAAGGCACACACAGAACAAGCUUAGAUACAUACAUACAGCCAUGUUGUUUUAAAAACAUCUGAGUACUCUCACACACACACACCCACACACACAUCUGACAGACUGCAGCAAACCGGACUCUGUGGAGACAGAACUAAAGCCAAAGAACCUUUGGGAGUCAAAUCUUAUACAGAUUCCAACCUGAAGCGGUUCAUUUUCUUUUAAGAUUUAAAGUAGAUUCCCAUGUGAUUGGGUCACUAGUACAAUCACAUACUAGUACAAUCACACACUAAUACACUAGUACAAUCACACACUAAUACACUAGUACAAUCUCUUUAGACCCACACGUUAACGAGGAAAACAUUUAUCUCUCCAAAUCUUGCAAUUUUCUUUCAGAUUUUCUAAGCGGGGCACAUACAGUCCACUCUUCUGUAAGCAAUACAUAUCUGAAUAAGCUUAGUGUGUGAACAUUUGGACCUUCAGGCCAUUAAGGUUAACGGUAGAUUAUCUCAAUUCAGUAUUAUUCCCCAAUGCUUAAUUUCAAUCAGAUCUGACACCAUGUUAGAUAACAGCCAAUGGCUGCAGUUGAUAUAGCCCCAGUCUGAGUCAAACAGACAGUAACACAACUAAGGUCCCAUUGAACGAGGAGCGUUAGACAGGAACCGCAGUGUGCCUGGUGGUGUGUCCUGAAUGGUACUACAGUGCCCUGCACUUAAGGAACAAGACUGCCCUUUAGAACGCACAUUACAGCUUCCUGAAUCAGGGUACUUUAUAGCUCCAAAGCUCUGCCCUGUAGACUUCCAAGCAGCAGAAUACUAGGGGGACAUCUAGAUUGUCUGAAGUCAGUGGCCGUCUCUCUUUUUCUCUUUCUGUUGUCUGCACAGAUGACAACGACUUGGAAUGGUGACAGCAAAUAACAGGUUUCGCUGUCCACCGUGGUGCAAUCCUCUGCCUUCUUUUCCCUAUCCUUCACCCUACGCAGAUGAAAGAGAACGAAAAGAUACUGGGGAAAAAGCUUUGCUUAGGCUAUUGAGUUGACUCCGUAAGUACACCACAUUUGGAGUUAGCGUAGACCACGACAAUGCCAAGUCCAUAGGGCUCUAAUGUCCGACCCAUUGGGGUCUACUGCGCAUGCGCCUAUCGGCCGCUUCUCAGAGAGUCACCGCUCAACGGGCUGAGAGUCAGAGAGUCAAUGCUCCCACUAACUGUAUUUUUCCGUUCCCUCACAACAAUAAUCCAACAUAAAUAAAUGAAAGAUGAGAAAACUAUUUAUACAACAAGACAAAUUGACAAGUGUCUGAGCAUAAAUGGAAUGACGCGUGUGUUUCAGGGAUGGGGGGAUUGGGGUGUGUGUUUAAAAUUCUCGGCUGGAUCAUUGAGGUGCAUUAGUAACGCUAGUGGAUUCUAUUGGAUUCUAUCGUUGCUAACUCAGAGCUCACUACACGGACUCCUUUAUUUCUUCUUUAUCAUUUUUUUUUUACAAUAACAGCACUAAAGAUGAACAGAACAUAAACACAUUACAUAACAAAACAUAAAAUCGGAUUGCAACAAGGUUUUUUUUGUCAGCAACAGACAUAAAUCUUAUUAUAGCUAGUACUGCGAAUUUGGAUUCUGAUGUUCACAAAGUGAUGGCUCUCUCAUUAUACCCAGUAAAGUAGGGGUUUUAAAGUAGAUUUAAUUAGCAUUCACACUGCCAUGUGUUCAUCUUUGUUGGUGCUGAAACCCCCUCACUGAGCCACAGAGAACGCACCCAGUUAAUUUGCCUGCCUAUUUUGAAAGAGUAAGAAAAUAAUGAAUAAUUCUUUAUAAUUCUUUAAAUCCAACUUGUAUUUACUAUUAUUAUCUGAUAAUUUUGCAGCUGCUGCGGAAAACCUUUAGGGAUCUCUCUGUGCUACAUCUGUACAUAUGAAUCAGAACGUAAUGUUUAAUAUUUAUUGAAGUUCAAGUGUCUGUGGUAUUUCGCACAUCAGGGGUUGUGUGAUGUUCCUGUCUACAAUGUCUUUUUUUACUUUCAUUCUCUCCUCACUUACCACUAGAGGGAAGCAGAAUAGCACAUGUAGUGUGUCUUUUCACAUAUUAAUUUGUCAAACAAAUAAUUUCAGUUUCAGAGUUUUAUUGGGCAUAUUCAGGUAUAUCUUUUGACACAAUGAAUAUGCCCCUCGUUACGGCCAGAAGUAGAUAAAAUGGAAUGGAGACCUAGUAUGAAUCAGUUUCAAAUGCCCAAAUGAACCACUUCCCCUCCUCUCCUGGCACUCCAUUUGUGCAUUCAUGUGUACCUCUGCCAUUUGUACCAAGUGUCACAAAGUUGAGGGAGUGAAAAUGAUCAAGGACAUGUGGCUAAUUGGAUCGCCCUCCAGGGAUUCUGCAACAAUGCAACCACAAUAGGCAAAGUGGAAUCCCAUAAGGUACAAAAUGAUGAGCUUAUGCAAUUCCACACAGCAGAAUGGAUAGGCAGGCCACAUGGAAUUGUUUAUGCCUAAAUCAGAAGGGGAAAAAAACAUUAGUUAAAUGCAAAAGUCCCAGACUGCAAGUACUUUAACUAGCAUGUGAGGAAGGUUCUUGAAAUAUUCAUCUACUCAAAAAUGUAGCAGCUGGAAUCCAGCAGACAUUUUUAGCCUUUUGGUCUAGUACAAAAGUCACCCAACCUCCAAAGCAGUGACUGCAACAACUUGACAGUAUUGGCAUUGCAAUACUAAUAAAUGUUAAAGAAAAAAUUAAGAAAAAAACUGUUCAUUUUUAGACUUUAUUUCCUGGUUUAUUUCUUAUUUUUUUCAGUA